Messenger RNA from Sclerotinia trifoliorum, 1818 nucleotides. NCBI's taxonomy places the organism in Eukaryota, Fungi, Ascomycota, Leotiomycetes, Helotiales, Sclerotiniaceae. The record is from the annotation of a GenBank genome assembly.
CAGCCUCUCCAAUCUAUCCUCGGGAUUUGUUGAUCAAUGCUCCAUCUCCACAAUUGAAUGAGAGCAAACUUCAGGUUUUUAUGAAUUUAUGAUUUACGAUUUUUUACCAUUUCCGGGGAUUUAAAUCAAUGGAGAAUGUGAUGACAUUUCAUUCCUAAAUGUCAUCCCCAUACGAUCGCAGAGGCGCACAGGCGCGUCGAGGAAAUCUCUCUUACUGGUUGCCACUUGCUUUCACCGUUACUGCAGCCGCAGUAGGUGUAGUAGCAUGGAUAUGGAGUACGAGAGGUGAUGAAGAUGACGAUGAUGAUAACAGACCCUUUCAACGUUCAGGAUCAGAAUAUGGCAACAGAAACUCAGAUGGCAGCCUUGGAACAGGCUCUUCUUCACACGCCGGCGAUUUGCGACCGGGUGAAUCUACGAGAGAUCAGCAACAACAACAACAACCACCACCACAACCUCGGCGUCCUGAUGAGUCCCAGGGUUACAUAGCUCAAAUGUCAGGUGCACUACAUAGAACACCUAGUCCACAGCAGUUUAUCAAUAGUGCUGGUAGAAGUCUUGCGGCUGGAGCCGCUGCUGUCGGUGGAGUUGUUGGGAGUGCUCUUUCUUCAAUCAGGGAGGAAGACAAACACGGAUUUGACGAUCAUAGAACAUGGCAGGAGGAAUCAGUUAUACGACGAAAUGCUGCCCCAAGCCCACCAGCAACUACAACAUCAGCCCCAGGGCCAAUCGAGCUGCGUUCUGAUAGCCCUGCAGGAGUGUCUGCAGGUGUUGCCCCAGCACCUCGAGCACCAGUCAGGAAUGGAAAGAGAAAGACUGUAGCCAUUGUAGUUUCUGCAGAGUCACAAGAUGAUGACGCCGCAUCCGAAGCAGGCUAUCAUCAUGAAUUUGCGGUUCGUUACUUUGAAGAUACUAGCCAGUAAUUACUAACGAUUUUCGUAGUCAAUCCUCUCCCAUCUUCCUCGCAAAACCGACUUCUCGAAAAUACGACUCUUCGUUCUAAUAUACGCACCAGGAUUAACGGAGCAUCCAUUGGACGCCGCAGGUGUGAAAGCAGGUGGAUCUCUCAGUUCCUCAUUUUCGAACAUUGGCCCUGGAGAUGUUCAUACACCGGGGGAAGAAAGCGACAGACAAUUGUAAGAAUAUUCCCCUUUACUUUGUUACAUAGUUCAUUAGCUAAUAAACUUUAGAACCCCCAUGUUUCCUCCAAAGGGUUCGACGACUCCACUAGCAUUCGGCGCAAUCUAUAACGAGGCAUUAGGUUUAGUGGAAAAGGAGACCAUGGUCCUACCAUUCACCACCCCAACCGGUCAUGUUCAUAUCCUUCGCAAUAUCGCGCCUGAAUUCAUAUAUCUACAAGAAUCCCUGGCCGGAGAAAAUGGAUCGGUCAUCAACCAUCUACAAAGUUGGUUCCGGGAAGAUGUUGUCCUAAUUGUAGGCGCUGAUGGAGGCCACGGUGGACUCGCAGAUAGUGAAUCCGAAGCCGAGAGUCAAGUGUCAGGAACAAAAGAACAAUGGUGGGAAAGAGAAGAUAGAGUUGGUCUUGGAAGAGGUGUUGUUGUAGUAGAGGGAAAUCGUAUUGGAGAUUAUUGGGCUAGAAAGGUUCUUGGUGUGGAAUAAGCAAGCAGAUAGGCAGAUAAGCGGCGUCUUUCCUUUUUAUUUAUACCUUUGAUGUAUGGUUUUUUUUUAAGGAUGAAGGGUCAAUAUUGGGCUGGGAGCGUUGAGGUCAUAGGAUAUCUCUGAUGAAUUUGACUCGAAAAUAUUAUGUAUGAUUGAUAUCUUUUGAUAAAAUGCACAAGUCAUAAUUCCGUUGAACAU